UAGCUUCCCCAAGAUGGCGGCCGACAGUGAGCCCGAGUCCGAGGUGUUUGAGAUCACGGACUUCACCACUGCCUCCGAGUGGGAAAGGUUUAUUUCAAAAGUUGAAGAAGUCUUGAAUGACUGGAAACUAAUUGGAAACUCAAUGGGAAAGCCACUUGAAAAGGGUAUAUUUACUAGUGGCACAUGGGAGGAAAAAUCAGAUGAAAUUUCCUUUGCUGACUUCAAGUUUUCAAUCACUCAUCAUUUUCUUGUGCAAGAAUCCAGUGAUAAAGAAGGAAAAGAAGAAGUAUUAGAAGAUGCUAUUCCACAAUCUAUGCAAGAUUUGCUAUGCAUGAACAAUGACUUUCCUCCUAGAGCUCAUUGCCUGGUAAGAUGGUAUGGACUACGUGAAUUUGUAGUAAUUGCCCCAGCUGCAAAUAAUGAUGCUGUUCUUAGCGAAUCCAAAUGUAAUCUUCUUCUGAGUUCUGUUUCUAUUGCAUUGGGGAAUACAGGCUGUCAGGUGCCACUCUUUGUGCAAAUACAUCACAAAUGGCGAAGAAUGUAUGUAGGAGAAUGUCAGGGUCCAGGUGUUCGAACUGACUUUGAAAUGGUUCAUCUUCGCAAAGUGCCAAAUCAAUAUACUCACUUAUCAGGACUGUUGGAUAUCUUCAAAUCAAAAAUAGGAUGUCCUUUAACACCAUUGCCUCCAGUCAGCAUAGCUAUUCGGUUUACUUAUGUACUUCAGGACUGGCUACAGUACUUUUGGCCUCAACAGCCACCAGAUAUAGAUGCCAUUGUUGGAGGAGAAGUUGGAGGCUUAGAAUUUGGAAAGUUGCCAUUUGGUGCCUGUGAAGAUCCAAUUAGUGAGCUCCAUUUAGCAACUACAUGGCCUCACCUUACUGAAGGAAUCAUUGUGGAUAAUGAUGUUUACUCGGAUCUGGAUCCUAUUCAAGCUCCUCAUUGGUCUGUGAGGGUUCGAAAAGCUGACAAUCCCCAGUGUUUGCUAGGAGAUUUUGUUACUGAAUUCUUUAAAAUUUGCCGUCGAAAGGAAUCAACAGAUGAAAUUCUUGGAAGAUCCACAUUUGAAGAAGAAGGGAGAGAAACUGUUGAUAUAACUCAUGCAUUGUCAAAGCUGACAGAACCAGCACCAGUCCCAAUCCACAAGUUAUCAGUUACAAAUAUGGUACACAGUGCGAAGAUGAAGAUUCGAAAGCACAGGGGUGUGGAAGAGUCACCGUUGAAUAAUGAUGUCCUCAAUGCUAUUCUCUUGUUCCUAUUCCCUGAUGCUGCUUCUGAUAAACCUUUAGAUGGAUUUACUUCAACAGGCAACAACAAUCCUUCAUCAGAUAAUGAAGAAUAUAAUCUUUACAAUCAGUUCAAAUCUGCACCUUCUGACAGUUUGACAUACAAACUGGCUUUAUGUCUUUGUAUGAUCAAUUUCUACCACGGAGGGGUAAAAGGUGUGGCACAUCUCUGGCAAGAAUUUGUCCUUGAAAUGCGUUUCAGAUGGGAAAACAACUUUCUGAUUCCAGGAUUAGCUAAUGGAGUCCCAGACCUCAGAUGUUGUUUGCUGCAUCAAAAACUUCAGAUGUUAAAUUGUUGUAUUGAAAGGAAGAGAGCCCGAGAUGGAGGAAAAAAGUCCGCUCUUUCUGAUUAUGCUUGUAGUACUUCUGCAGGGGAUUCUGGGAAAGCAGGAGACACCUCUGGGCAGGAUCAUCUAAAAGAUACAGAUAAGGAAAAGGGAGAGGUGGGAAAAUCUUGGGAUUCCUGGAGUGACAGUGAAGAAGAAUAUUUUGAAUGCUUAAGUGAUACAGAGGAACUGAAGGGUAAUGGGCAAGAGAGUGGAAAGAAAGGAGGGGCCAAAGAAUUGUCAAGUUUAAAGCCAGAAGGACGCCUACAUCCACAUGGAAAACUUACAUUGCUGCACACAGGUGAACCUCUCUACAUUCCAGUAACACAGGAGCCAGCCCCUAUGACAGAAGAUCUGCUAGAAGAGCAGUCCGAGGUCCUGGCUAAAUUGGGGACAUCUGCAGAAGGUGCUCACCUCCGGGCCCGCAUGCAGAGCGCCUGUUUGCUCUCGGAUAUGGAGUCUUUUAAGGCAGCCAAUCCUGGUUGCUUCCUGGAGGAUUUUGUGAGGUGGUAUUCACCUCGGGAUUAUGUUGAAGAAGAAGUGGUUGAUGAAAAAGGCAAUGUGAUUCUCAAAGGAGAGUUGAGUGCCCGAAUGAAGAUUCCUAGCAACAUGUGGGUAGAGGCCUGGGAAACAGCUAAGCCAGUUCCUGCUCGACGGCAGAGGAGACUAUUUGAUGACACUCGGGAGGCAGAAAAGGUGCUGCACUACUUGGCAGUCCAGAAACCUGCAGAUCUUGCAAGGCAUCUCUUACCUUGUGUGAUCCAUGCAGCUGUACUCAAAGUAAAGGAGGAAGAAACUCUGGAAAACAUUUCUUCAGUUAAGAAAAUCAUAAAGCAGAUAAUAUCCCAUUCCAGUAAAGUUUUACGAUUCCCCAAUCCAGAAGACAAGAAAUUGGAGGAAAUCAUCCAUCAGAUUACUAAUGUGGAGGCCACCAUUGCCAGAGCACGUUCGUUGAAAGCCAAGUUUGGAACUGAGAAAUGUGAGCAAGAGGAAGAAAGAGAAGAUCUGGAAAGGUUUGUGAGUUGCCUCUUGGAACAGCCUGAAGUGUCAGUCAUUGGUGCGGGAAGAGGACAUGCUGGGAAUAUCAUUCAUAAGCUAUUUGUGAACGCUCAGAGGGCUGCAAGCAUGGCUCCAGUGGAGGAGGAACUGAAAAGGACAAGCUCUUCUGAAGAACGGAGGCAGAACUCAGGGUCAGACUUCCCAGCCCCUGCGGGCCGGGAACUUAUUUUGCGUACGACCGUUCCCCGGCCUGCGCCCUACUCCAAAGCUCUGCCCCAGCGCAUGUACAGUGUUCUCACCAAGGAGGACUUCAGACUUGCAGGGGCCUUUUCAGCUGACACCUCAUUCUUCUGAUUAUUUUUUUUUAAGAGGUAUCUUAUGGAUGUCUUCAGAGGUAAUGCUAAACUCUUCUUCUUUGAGAGGGAGGGAGAGUGUGCCAGCAAGUGACAGACGGCAUGGAGAGGACACUGUUCUGUUGAAUGAUCAAGAAUCACCUUUCAGAGAAUUAAACCAGCAUCUGAAAGAUUCACCUGCAUCAAGCUGUGGUUUUGAUGUAUCCUGGUGGGAACAGAGGAGAUGUCAAGAGGCAGCCAAGCAUUUUAAAUGCUUAAAUGGAUUGAGAGAUUUCUGCCCAAAGAGAGAGCCCUGAUCUAGCUAAUUUAAAGAACUGAGGUAGCCAUGUACUGUGCAGGAGCUCAAUCUGGAAAGGAUACAGUACACAUUCUGUUCCUUCCCAUGACUGUUCUUACAAAAACAAGGCAUUACCCCACACUCACCAUAAAUGUAAACACUAGAUAAUUGUAUUUAUUACUAUCAAGUAUAAAAAAUAGGGAAUUUACUCAGAUUUCUGGAUAUCUUGGUUGUGUCUUCAUUCCACAAAAUCUUCAUGGAUAUUUUAAAAUUGCUUAAUCUCUUGUUCAUACAAUCACUCAGUGGAAAUAAUUGAUUAUACUAAACUCUUGAUGUGCUGUUUUGUUGGAGUUUUGGGGUUUUUUUUAAACCCCAGCAUUUCAUGUAGUUGAUCUAUUUUUCCAUAGAACUUUGCCCUAAAUGGAUUCUUUCUGGUAACUAUAUAUUAAGCUUCACUGAAAAUAGCUUUAAAUAUAUCCUUCAAUUUUUUGAUACUGUACUAAUGUACUAAAAUGUGAUCCAGACCAAAACUUUGUGUAAAAUACUUCCUUGUAGGUGUGUCCUCACUGCCCCUUGCUGUACAGUGUGUCCUUGUUUUCUAGUUGCUGCCUUCACAGUAUGUCUAAUGGAGCAAGGAUGGAACACACACUGUGAAUGUAACCUGGUAUAUGGAAAAGAUCAUGCAGUCAGUAAAAUUUGAAUGUAUAUACUUAUGUCAUGAAUAAAAUUAUUUUAAAGCAAUA
Trichosurus vulpecula (common brushtail) is the source of this 3981-nucleotide messenger RNA. RefSeq names its product RAB3 GTPase activating protein catalytic subunit 1 (gene RAB3GAP1). NCBI's taxonomy places the organism in Eukaryota, Metazoa, Chordata, Mammalia, Diprotodontia, Phalangeridae. Gene Ontology annotation, molecular function: GTPase activator activity. The record is from RefSeq and is a predicted model, not a curated record. The coding region runs from base 14 to 2962 and encodes 982 amino acids. The transcript is spliced from 24 exons. Gene Ontology annotation, biological process: positive regulation of GTPase activity.